AUGCUACCUGAAUGUUUGACCUGCUAUGCGCGGGUGUUUGCCGAGGCGUCUAUUCGAAGGGCCAAACGUCAUGGACUCCACUUACCGCACUUGCCAUGCCCCACGACAGAGCUGACUACUAGGCGGUACCAAAGCACCAACUUUAAGGUGCACAAUACCCAAUCCCAGUCUGAUUCCGUGGCUUCCGAACCGCUUCUACACACGGACGCCCCAAACCCCUGCUCAAGUGGUGAUCCAUCAUCUACAUCGCAACUCCAAAGCGAAGUAGGUGCCUUUUCUUACAAACCACGCUGGCGCUACAUGGCGCCUUUCCGCAGUAAAAGCGUAACGGACUUUAUUUUUUGCCGGGACGAUUAUGCUGUUAGCAUCGCACACACCUACAAGUACGGUGGCGCCGGCAGUAGCGAUAACACCUUGGUCACGCUCAUUCCACUUCGCCACUUCGCCCAUCCGCUAUUUUUCAAGCAGGUCGAUGAUUUGUGCUGUCAGCACGACUCCGUGCUGAUGGAGGGCCGAGCCCCGCUGACCGGGGCGCCCCACAGCACCAUGGUACCACCACGGGAGCGCCCAAAAGAGGUACGUCCGCCUGACCACGAGGACGACGAGGGCUGGGAGCCGCGAGAGAUGGAGAACUUUUUCCAGCCCUUUUCCUGGGGUGUGAAGGACUCACCGAACCACACCGUCGUUCACGCAGCCGACAAGUACGACUACGAGAAGUUGCCCUGGUGGUGCUCCGUCCGCUUCAACGCCCCCGUGUUGGGGAGUCUCAAACGUGAGAAGCAUUGCCUCAACAUGAUCUAUCCUUUGCGGUGUAACGGCUACAGGACCUUUGCCAUACCUUGGGGAGCCGCACACAUGCCCAUUUUUCAUGAGAUGCUUCUGGAUAAUGGUUUUGAGCCUGUUGGGAUGUGCUCAUUGCUUUUACUGAAUCGUGUGGACGGCGACAUCAGUGAGGGGGAACUCGGAAAGCUAAGGGCCUGGCAACGGCGUCGGGAGCGGCGGGGAACUUAUCUGCAGAUCUUCGCAAUGCUGAUCGUAUUGUACAUUUUGUUUUCUCUAACUUCAAUUGAGUACACAUCUGGGGGACGGAGUGAAUAG
Molecule: messenger RNA, 1098 nt
Organism: Phytomonas sp. EM1
Lineage: Eukaryota; Euglenozoa; Kinetoplastea; Trypanosomatida; Trypanosomatidae
Source: the annotation of a GenBank genome assembly